This is a messenger RNA of Ilex paraguariensis (yerba mate), 2100 nucleotides long. NCBI's taxonomy places the organism in Eukaryota, Viridiplantae, Streptophyta, Magnoliopsida, Aquifoliales, Aquifoliaceae. The record is from the annotation of a GenBank genome assembly.
AUGAAUAAGAAGAACCCAGUCGUAUUCUUGGACAUAUCAAUUGAUAGGGAUCCUAUGGAAAGGAUUGUUAUUGAGCUUUUUGCCGAUGUUGCCCCCAGGACAGCUGAGAAUUUUCGGGCACUCUGUACUGGUGAGAAGGGCAUUGGAAUUACUACUGAGAAACCUCUACAUUACAAGGGAUCUAUAUUCCAUCGCAUAAUUAAGGGAUUCAUGGUUCAAGGUGGUGAUUUUUCUAAAGGAAAUGGCACUGGUGGAGAAAGUAUUUAUGGGGGGAAGUUUGCAGAUGAGAACUUUAAACUGGAUCAUACUAUGCCUGGUCUUCUCUCUAUGGCAAAUGGUGGUCCAAACACAAAUGGGUCCCAGUUCUUUAUAAUCUUCAAGCGUCAACCUCAUCUUGACGGGAAACAUGUUGUUUUUGGACAGGUUGUGAAAGGAAUGGAUGUUGUAAGGAAAAUUGAACAGUUGGGAACUGCUGAUGGGAAACCUUCUGCUAUUGUAAAAAUUGUAGAUUGUGGUGAAACAUCUGAAAGUAAAAUUCAUGAUGCGGCUGUAGCAGAGAAAGGGAAAAAGAAAAAAUCAGGGAAAUGUCUUUCCUCUGAUGAUGAUCCCGAUGAGAAAACAAAAGGAAGACGCAAAAUAUCUCUCAAGGACAGAAGGAAGAAGAGAAAACGGAGAUACUCUUCAUCUGAUUCGUACAGCUCUGACACAGACUCUGAUUCCUAUUCUUCGGACACUGAUUCCUAUUCAGACUCUGAUUUGGAUUCUGAGUCAGAUUCCUAUUCUUCAAGUUCUUCCAGUGAUGGAAGGCGUCGGAAGAAAAGGAGAUCAAUGAAGAGAGAGAGGCACCAACAUGGAAAGAAAAGAAGGGGCGGACGAAAGGGGAGGACAAGAAGCGAGCGCGAUAAAAAAUCAAGGCGCAAGUCUAAAUUGAGUUCAGGGAGUUCCAGUGGCACAGAGAGUGGAGCCAGUAGCAACAGCAGCAGCAGCUCUGAUGAUGAGAAAGCCAGUCGUAAAGCUGCCCAUAAAAUCAGCAACUCAUCAAAUGUUCAAACUAAGAAGCUACGUCAGAGUCUUGAUGUAGCGGAUAAAUCUCCAAACCCUCUUCUAGGACAGACUGUCACUGGACAGCAAAAGGAUCGUGAGCUAAAGAUGACAGAGGGUAACUCCUCACAUGAAGAGGGUGAAUUUUCCAAGAAGGAUAACAAACUUUUGAAAAAUGUUAAUGGUAUUGAAGCUAAAGCUGAUAAAACAGCCAAUCAGCAUCAUUAUUCAGAUAAGUCGAGCAAAUCCAGAAGCUCGACACCAACCCCCAGAGGAAGACUGAUAUCCAACCGUCGGAGCAGUCCAAGCCCGAGCCCUAAAAGAAUUAUGAGGAGUCCCAGAAAUCACAAUGAUGGUGGUGCUCCAGAAAGAAAGUCUGAUCAGCAAAGCCCUCCACUCAAGGCCCCUCAAGCUUCUGCUUUGAAUCAUGGUCAGGGUUUGUCUAGAAGUCGUUCUCCAAAUGGCACUCCAAAGCGCAUUAGGAAAGGGCGUGGCUUCACCGAACGCUUUUCCUUCGCACGGCGAUACCGUACGCCAUCACCAGAGCGUUCACCUCAUAGGUCAUAUCGUUAUGGUGGAAGGAACUUUUAUGAAAGGAACCAUGAUAGGUAUUCAAGCUAUAGAACUUACUCUCAGCGCUCACCACAAAGACGUUAUAGAAGCUCACCAAGAGGCAGGAGCCCCCCAAGAUAUAGACGCAGGAGUCAAAGUAGGAGUAUUUCUCGUAGCCCAGGUGCUUACCGUGGUCGUGGCAGGGAUCGCAGCCGGAGUCCUGUACGCAGUUCUAGCCCUGUAGAUACCCGGCCUGUAAUGAGUGAUAAAUUAAGAUCUCGUCUUGGGCCUCGAGGUGAUGAUCAGCCUUCUCCUAACAGAGAGAGGUUGACUUCAAGAUCUAGGAGCCAUGGUUCAUCACGUUCUAGAUCUCCUAAUGCCACUCCAAGAAAGCGUCCUGGAAAAGCUGCAUCUCUGUCUUCCAGCACGUCAAGAUCCAGCUCCCCAGAUGGACAAAGGGGUCUGGUUUCAUACGGAGAUGUCAGUCCUGAAAAUGGGACGAACUAG